Paramuricea clavata is the source of this 561-nucleotide messenger RNA. The record is from the annotation of a GenBank genome assembly. NCBI's taxonomy places the organism in Eukaryota, Metazoa, Cnidaria, Anthozoa, Malacalcyonacea, Plexauridae.
AUGGAACCAACAAAAAGAAAACUUGACUCAGAAACAGUUUAUGAUAUUGAUUUCUCCAGAAAGAUUUAUAGGAAACAAAAGAAAAAAAUACCAAAUUGUGGAUUUGUUUGUUUACUAUCAGAUGAAAAGCUUGACCAAAAAGAAAGUACCGGUACUAUCAUUUCCCCCAUUAAGGAGCAUCCAGUGUCUUUGACUGAAAUCUUUAAUAGAGCAGAAAGAGUCAAGCAGAAUCUUAUUGUUGAUGAGCAAGAGAGAACGAAUAUUACAAAUGCAAUGAAAAAGCAAAGUAAAUCUAAAGAAUGGUACUUACAUAGACAUGUUCGCAUUACUGCUUCUAAAUGUAAACAGGCCCUACUUGGAAUUCAAGAUGGCCACUAUAUAUUUGCAUGUUUUCUGAAACAAGUGAGUAAACAAGUAGAACGAUCAUCGAUGUUAACAGAGUAUGGAAAAUUCCCAUCAAUCUUAUUGUUUAUGACAUUAAUUUUCUGUCAUCUGCUACUAUCGAUGACAAAACAAAGCGAGAAAAUAAUCGAUGAAGUGAUCAAACUGGUCAGUGGUUAA